Messenger RNA from Schistocerca piceifrons (Central American locust), 6305 nucleotides. It is a transcript of the gene rempA, whose product is annotated as intraflagellar transport protein 140 homolog. The transcript has 24 exons. Gene Ontology annotation, molecular function: protein binding. The coding region runs from base 292 to 4746 and encodes 1484 amino acids. Gene Ontology annotation, cellular component: intraciliary transport particle A; ciliary basal body; axoneme. Gene Ontology annotation, biological process: intraciliary retrograde transport. The record is from RefSeq and is a predicted model, not a curated record. NCBI's taxonomy places the organism in Eukaryota, Metazoa, Arthropoda, Insecta, Orthoptera, Acrididae.
GUUGUGUUGACGUGUGUAACAAAGCCGCGAAUUCCGAUCGUCACGCAAAUACUGAGGCUGAAAGAUUUAACAACUAUAUCACUAUUUCGUGUACAGAAUGUUUCUCUGGGACUGGUGUGAACCGGUGUUCUCGUAUUUAUUCUCCAAUAGCGAAGACAUGACUUGAAAUGCAGAACACGAGUGUGUGACAUAAAAAUUUAACUCCGAAAGAAUUAUUUGGUAUUGUGAUAUAAUUAAUUAAAAAUAAAAGUUGCUUACUUCUUGAAGUUGUUAGGUUUAUCAGUCACGAGAAUGUCAUUAUACUUCGAUUACAAAGUACAAAACCCCGAUUUAGCAGCUAUAAACUUGGGUGUGGACUGGCAUCAUCAGCAUUCACUGCUAGCAGUCUCUUCAUACAGCGAAAACAAAGGAGGAUUCGUGAGCAUUUACGAUGAACUGGGUGAAGCAUUACCUGAUAUCAGCUGGCCAUCUCAUCCAAUGGCUCAGGUCACAUCUCUUGCUUGGCAUCCACUACGUAAAGCACUUGUAAUUGGUUGGGAAAAUGGAGAGCUUCGUGUGUGGGGUGGUGGUGAUCCAGAAUUUGUAACAGUUCAGUCACCACAUCAGGCACCUGUCACAGUGCUGCAGUGGAGCCAUGCAGGGGGACGACUUGUUUCUGCUGAUGCGGCUGGUGCGUUAUUGGGCUGGAAAAUGGACUCACGAGGCCAGUUGCUGUCUGUUUUCCAUGUAGAAAUGCGAGAACCUUUGGGCCAUGUCACUUUUCGGCGUCCAGCCCCAGGUGUUGACAUCACUGGACUAGCAAAAGCAGCAGUGGCAGGUGAUGAACAUGCACUUGAUCUCUUAAGUUCUUGGAGGCCACGCACAGCUGGAGCCAGAACAAGUAUACAGGGUGCACAGCCUGAGAGCCUUUGCUUUUAUAUUGGUUCAUUUUCAGGAAAGAUAUUCCACUGUAAUGAAGAGGGCAUAUGUAUGGAAGUGUUGAGUACAGAUGGAUCACAACUGCGAAGAGUAUUGCACCAUGAGCAUUUACCACAACUUGCAGUCCUAACUGAUGUACCUAGUCUUGGACAUUUCUCUUGUGAACCAUCUGGGCAGCUCUCCGAAAUCGUCAAAGUGAAACUAGUAGGAAGACCUCAGGAUGCGUGUGCAGAGUGGGCUGGUCCUGGAUUGGUUGCCGUGGCAGCUGGUGAUGCUACGGUUCGUCUCUGGGACUUGGCAUCUGGGGAAAGCUGCAUUUUAUCUGCAGAUGCAACUGGCACUGUAACCUCCCUUGCUUACUGUCCACAGAAAGUGCUGCUCUGUGCGGGGACAUCUCUUGGACAAGUGCUGAUGUGGCGACGCACUACUGCUGAUGCUGGCAGUGGAGGGGCUACUGGCAGCUCUGGUGCAGAUUCUGACAACUGGAUAUUACUGCGAGGAUGUCAGCUGCAUGGUUCCAUCAAACAGCUUUCAUGGGGUGGCACUUUGCUUGCUGCCAAUACAAUUACAACAGUGUUCAUUUUGCGAGAACAGCGGUUGUGUGCAGCGUAUACUGACACAGUAUCAGCAGUACAGAUAUCUCCAAAUGUACUGCAAGUACAGACACUCCCACCUGCACCUAUGCACUACAUGGAACUGAAAGUUGAUCUACAAGUAUCUGGUGUAGCUGUGUCAUCACAACACAUUGCUGCUUGGAGUGCACGAACACUUGCUGUUUACCAGUUGCUACCACCCAGUGAGGGUGCUACUUCUGUUACAGCUGCUAAUAUGGCUGCCAAGUCUGUUGCAACAUUUGCAUGCGAAGUGGACACUUGUGUUUUGUAUGAAGAAAAUCUGGUGGUACUGUCAGUGGGUGCUAAACUGGACAUCCGCACCUUACAUGGCACUAUAAAGCAAACCCUAUCUCUUGGGGCAGCAGAAGGUCAGCCAAUUGUCAUGUCACUCUGUGGCUCCUUUCUGACUGUUGCUUCAUCUCUAGGAAUCGUGCGUCUCUGGAAUUUGUCACACAGAGAGGCUAAGCAGCAUGGGCGUUCUCGAAACUUGGAUGAUGAGCUCCCCGACUUUGGUGAGGUCAUGCUUGCUUGCAGUAACUGCACUGGCACACGGGUCUCCAUCACUGUAGCUAGAUCAAAUUUCCAACCUGACCCUCGUUUGUAUGUGUGGGACAUGGAAGCCGACACACUUUCCUGUUAUGAUACAGAUCUUGGUCGAAUGGACAGUUUAGGCAGUAAUGAAGAGCCUAACAGCCUUCCAGUGAUGAGUGGUGAUUCAGGAAUUUGUGCUGAGAUAAGGGGACGUCUAGUUGUUGUACAUUGCUGGGAUUGCGAGGAACCACGAUUACUAGUGUGUCAAGCAAAACGUAUACCACGUUCAAAAGAAGCUACUCUAGGUAGAGCAUCUUCAGCAACGGUCUCUGUAACUUCUGCUCAUGAAAAUUCUGCCCCAUCCAUCCCCAAGGAAGAUGUUUUGGUUACAUUUUUCUCAACGGAUGAAUCUGCACUUGUUCUGCAUGAUGUAAUAUCUCUGAAAUCUGAAUUUUCUAUUCUACUUGGAGUGCGCUGUCCGCAUUACAUCUUGCUGAGAAGUUCUGAUUGUACUCAGGAGCAGCAACCAGUUGAUACAUUGCUGAUGCGUGAUUUUGAAGGCCUGAGUGACUGUGAUAGGACAACUCGUGAUGCCAUACUUACUUUUAGUUACCAGUUGAGUGCCGGUAAUAUGGAUGAGGCCUUCCGCGCUAUUAGGGCCAUUCGAAGUGAAGCUGUGUGGAGCAGCCUCGCUCGUAUGUGUGUGAAAACUCGGCGCCUUGAUGUCGCAUGGGUAUGUUUGGGUCACAUGCAACAUGGUCGUGCAGCUUUUAUUUUGCGCCAAGCAGCCAAUGAACCAGAACUGGAAGCUAGGGUUGGAAUUCUGGCCCUGCAACUUGGUCUCAGGGAUGAAGCAAUGCAACUUUUCAGACAGUGUGGUCGACAUGAUCUUGAAGCACGUGCAUUGCGCAGUUUGGGCCAGUGGGAAGAAGCUCUUAAAGUGACGGAACAACAUGACAGAAUUCACUUACGUAACAUGCGCCAUCGGUAUGCACUGAACUUAGAGGCACGUGGUGACAGGCGAGCUGCUCUGCAAGCCCUAGAACGUGCUGAUACCCACCGAAGUCAUGCUCCAAGGCUGCUUACUGAUAAUCCUCGUGCUCUUGAAGCAUAUGUACUUCGUGACAGAGAUCCGCAACUACUUCGUUGGUGGGCACAGUACCUGGAAAGCAUGGGCCAGUUGGAUGAAGCGCUGUCUCUGUAUCGUGAAGCAAAUGAUUUCUAUUGUUUGGUACGUGUACUGUGCUUUCGUGGUGACCUGGAUGGAGCAGCAGAGGUUGCUCAAAGCUCUGGAGACCCUGCUGCCUGCUAUCAUUUGGCCCGGCAGCUAGAGUCUCAAGGGCAGUCAACAGAAGCAGUAGGAUUUUAUUCUCGAGCUCAUGCUUACAGCAAUGCUAUCCGUAUCUGCAAAGAACAAGGCCUGGAUGAUCAGCUCUGGAACCUUUCAUUACUAGCAGGACCUCGAGACCAACUUGACGUAGCCCGAUACUUUGAGAAGAGCUUUCCAGACCGGGCAGUUCGUCUUUAUCAUCGUGCUGGGAUGAUACAUCAGGCUGUUAACCUUGCAUUCAGAACACAGCAGUACAAUGCUUUGCAGUAUAUUGCUAUUGAUCUGGAUGCUAAAUCUGAUCCUGAAUUGGUACAAAAAUGUGCCCAAUUCUUUUUUGAAAAUAAGCAAUAUGAAAAAGCUGUUGACCUCUUGGCGGUGACAAAGCAGCAUGUAGAAGCAUUGGAGCUGUGCCUGGAACAUAAUGUUCCUGUGACAGAGGAACUUGCAGAGAAGCUGACCUUGGCAAAAGGGGAAACUGAUGAAGCAACAAGAGUGCAUGUUCUAGAGAAGGUGGCAGAGUGUGCUAUUGUACAAGCAAAUUAUCAUCUUGCUGCUAAAAAGUUUCUGCAAGCUGGAAGCACUGUGAAAGCUAUGAAAGCACUUCUGAAAUCAGGUGAUACUGAACGUAUUAUCUACUUUGCAACUACAUCACGACAACGUGACAUCUACGUAAUGGCAGCUAAUUACCUUCAGUCAUUAGACUGGCAAUCUGAUCCAGAAAUUCUAAAGAAUAUAGUUGCUUUUUACACUAAGGGUCAUGCUUAUGAUCUGCUUGCAAAUUUUUAUGUCGCUUGUGCCCAGGUAGAGGUUGAUGAAUAUCGUAAUUAUGAGAAGGCGUUAGGUGCUUUGGGAGAAGCAAGCCGCUGCUUGGCCAGAGUUACUAAUCCAAAAGACCCUUCACAGCAUGCGAGAGCAGUGGAAACAGUAACACAGCGAGCAGCACUUGUCAAGCGCUUUAUAGAUGUGUUGAGAUUAUUUGCCCGUGGUGAAAAAGAAACAGCAGAAACACAGUGCACAUCACUAAUACAUCAAAUAGAAGAAGGGCCAAGUCCGGAGGGUCCAUUGAGAAGAGGUGAUGUUCUUGCAGCUGUGGUAGAAGAUAGAGCUGCACGACAAGACUGGAAUGGAGCAAGGAACAUACUGGAUCAGAUACGGCAGUUAACAGGCGAUCCACCAGCACGUUAUGUGUCAAUCAGUACACUAGAAGCAAUUGCAAAUGGACUAGGUUUACCCUCUCCAAGUACACAGCCUGUUCAUGAAAUAGGAGAUGAAGAAGUUGAGGAAGAAGAAGGACUGGGCACGGGUGCAAGGCCUGGCACUAGCUAUGCAAGUAGUUAUGGGUAUCCACUGUAGUCACUGAACUAUUCUUACAAAUAGAAUCUGCUUGUUGUGUAUGUUAUCAUUAAAUGUUAUAGUUACUAUAUCUUGCAAUAAUGUGUGUGUCAGAAGAAAGCUGCAGGUUACAGCCCUUACUGGAAGGAAAAUCCAGCAGUAAUGUGAUAUUUUCUGUUACCCCGAAAAUAAAGUUAUGUUCCUUUGCUUUGACUGUGUGAUUCCAUGUAAAAUCAACUUCUUAGAUAAUUUACAGAAUUAUCAUUCCGUACAAAAUUUUAAUGUGCAAUACUUUUAGUGAAGUUAUGUUCCUUUCACUGGGUGAUUCACUGUGAAAUAAACUUCUAAGAUAAUUUCCUGAAUUAUCAUUCUGUACAAAACUUUAAUGUGCAAUACUUUUACUAUAAGUUUAAGGAAUUUGGUUUCAAACACCCUACAUUAAUGCAACCUAUGUUGGCAUUUCUAAAGGCUUCAUUCAGGGCAUUACCCUGUCAGAAUAAUUUCUUUAUCCUUUUGCCGUAUCUAUUUAAGUGGGUAAUGUUGGUCCAUAAUAUUUCUACCCAAUAGCCAUUUUCAGUAAAUGUUAUGUAUUUCCCACAAAAGUUUGAUGUCAGUACAGAUACACUUCUGUAUUUUAAAGUGGAUGUCAAAAUUUCUGUUAGAAAUUUGCAGCUCACCUGUGUGUUCUUCACUUGUAAAGUGGUGCUCCCAUUGUAAUUUUGGCUGGGCUCUUAGACUUUUGUAAUGAUUAUUUUUUUCAUGUGCGAUAAUUACUGCCUGCAGUUCUUUUCUCAUGUGUUCUUUUUUGUGACAUUUUCAUUUUACAUCUUAUUUUAUGUUAGGUUAUCAAGAACACCAUAAAGAUGAACAGUCAUUAAAUAUGCAAACUUCUAGACCCUUGAUGUAUCAUUAGAAAAUGGAAGUUAAUGUGCUUUCAGUAUCAUUCUAGCGAGGAGUUAGUUUGAUUUCUAAGUAUUCAUCUCUUGCCUGUCUCAGUAUGUUUUACUCAAAGUGGUUUUAGCAAAACGAUAUAUUCUCAUAAAGCAGCCAUAUGUUUAAUCACAGAUAUUGAAUAUGUUGUGUCUUUUCAUCCUUUUCAAGUUUUGGACAUUCUGUUGUAGUCUUUGAAUUUUUGCUUCGUAGGAACUCCUUUGUUUUAUUAUUAUUAUUAUUAGUAGUAGUAGUAGUAGUAAUAUUGAAGCUUGGAGUAGACCCUGUCAUAGCUGCUUCUAGUUUUGUCAGUGCUUUGAUGCUCAUUCCAGUACUACAUUCAUCUAUGCUUUUCAGUAAUAUGCUUAAGCGUAUCUUGUAAUACUGUAAUGCAACCAAUCAUUACAUCCUUAUUUGUAGAUUAUCCCACACUGUUCCUGCUAUGACUGCAUGUACAUGGAUUAGUAAUCCAACCUCCUUUCAAUGAUUCCAUUAUAUUCUUGCUUCUUGAUUUUACAGAGAUGGAGGAAGUCAUCAGUAUUAAUUCUGUGUCAGUAAGAAGUAACAUUGCUCUUCUUAAUUAUUUAGUAAGUUUACAUAAAUUAUGAAAUACACAUCCAUGUGAUAUACAUUCUGCCAGAAAGCAUUUU